AUGGGUCUGGAGAAGUUGGCGAAGAUGCGAGAAUGUAUGUCGAAAGUGAAGGUGAGGACACCAGCGGAACGAGCGGAAAUAGAACGAUUUUGUGCGGAGGUUCUGAGAAGACGAGUGAAGUUAUUGAUGCAGACUGGUUAUACGGAGAAGGGAGUGGCAACACUACAAGCAAUAUGUGAAUAUAAUCUGUGUAUGCCCGAAAGGAUACGAAAGUGUGGCUCAAGCGAUCGAAAGAAGUAUUUCGAGGCGUUCUGGGAUAGUGGUAUCGCGAGGAUUGGUGACGUGAAUGGAGCAGGUGCGAUUCUAGAGUUUUGCUUUUUAACUGUUGUUUUCAUGGUUUUGUUGAGGAGAAGAUGGUUUUAUUAG
Messenger RNA from Anisakis simplex (herring worm), 366 nucleotides. Lineage: Eukaryota; Metazoa; Nematoda; Chromadorea; Rhabditida; Anisakidae. The record is from the annotation of a GenBank genome assembly.